Messenger RNA from Rhododendron vialii, 1003 nucleotides. RefSeq names its product myb family transcription factor PHL7-like. The record is from RefSeq and is a predicted model, not a curated record. The transcript is spliced from 6 exons. Lineage: Eukaryota; Viridiplantae; Streptophyta; Magnoliopsida; Ericales; Ericaceae. The coding region runs from base 74 to 664 and encodes 196 amino acids. Gene Ontology annotation, molecular function: DNA-binding transcription factor activity; DNA binding.
UUUGUUUACAAAGUUUUUGGUGUUUUCUCCUUUCUUUCCAGAACCCAUAUAUUCGAGUCGAUUCCUUAGCAAAAUGCCGAAGAGCAUUGCUAAAGAUAUCGACACAGAUAUGGGUUUGGGCAUAUUUGAUGGAUCAGGUAAAGAUCGAUUGAAAUGGACAGAGGAAUUGCAUGAUUUGUUUGAGAAGGCGGUUAAUCGACUUGGUGGUCCUGACCGGGCCAAACCAAGAGGGAUACUGAAGACUAUGGGGACUUCAGGACUGACCAUCUACCAUGUCAAAAGCCACUUGCAGAAAUAUCGGAUGACAAAGUUUAUUCCAGAAUCCUCCAAUAGAAGCAAGUAUGAGAGGAGAAGUAAUUCUGAAAUAAUGCCCAACUUCAGCCUAACAUCAUGUUCUCAGCUUAAUGAAGCGUUGAAAAUCCACAAGGAAACAGAAAUGGGAUUGAGUGAUCGACUUGAGGUUCAAAGGAGCUUGAAACUUAAGAUCGAAGCCCAAAGAAGAUACUUCGAGAGAAUCACAGAGGAUUUCAAAAACCGAGUGAACAUUGCAAAAUCCAACAACAAGGCCUUUUCCCCGGUAUCACUACAUUCCUUUUGUGAGGAUUUGGAUUCAAAUCCCAAGGAAUCCGAAUCGGAUUCAGAAAUUGAAAAAAUACAAUCUUAAGAAGAAUCCCAAUCUCCAAAAAGGCCAAGGACAAAGGAAAAUGAUUUGCUGGAAAAAUAUAUGGUUGCAUCACUUGAUUCAAAGUAUCACAAUCAGAAAUUGUUCUAUUCACGCAUGGAGUGUGACAGCCUUGAAUUCACCUUUGGUUCCAUCUGUAUAUAGCUCUUGCAAUUAGCCCAUUUAGUUUGGCUAAAUAAAAUCCCAAAGUUAUUUGGGAAUUAAGGUGGAAAUAAUUGGUAUUUUUCUUUGUAACAGUCUCUCCGUUUUUGUGAUCAAGAAAAAACUUGCGAUUGAGUUUCAAAAUUAAUUCUCAAGAUGAGUACGUAGUUUGCUCUGUAA